Messenger RNA from Aspergillus affinis, 780 nucleotides. RefSeq names its product HpcH/HpaI aldolase family protein. The record is from RefSeq and is a predicted model, not a curated record. Gene Ontology annotation, molecular function: aldehyde-lyase activity. Gene Ontology annotation, cellular component: cytoplasm. Bases 1 to 780 code for a protein of 259 amino acids. NCBI's taxonomy places the organism in Eukaryota, Fungi, Ascomycota, Eurotiomycetes, Eurotiales, Aspergillaceae. The transcript has 4 exons.
AUGGCCUCCGUCAACAACCCACAACUACGUCUACUCAACGCUCUCCGAGCAAAUGCUAAGCCUAUUAUGACCUUCUUGGGUCUUCCGUCUUUUCGGACAGCCCAAAUUGUAGCUCAAACUGGUGUCGAUGGCAUUAUCAUCGACUGUGAACAUGGGCAUAUCAGCGACGACUCUAUGCACAGCUCAACAGCUGCCAUCGCUGCCUUAGGGGUAUCACCACUUGUCCGUCUCCGAAUGACCCACUCGGAUUUGAUCAAAAGAGCAUUGGAUGCAGGUGCACAUGGCAUCGUUGUUCCUCAAAUCAACACAGCCGAAGAAGCCAAAGCCGUGGUCUCGUACGCCAAAUUUCCCCCUAACGGUCUUCGUGGGCAAGGUUCGGCAUUUCCGGCCAUCACACAUGGCAUUGACCUUCCGACGUACUUGAAAACAGCAAAUGAGACGCUUAUCACCUGUCUUCAAAUUGAGUCCAAAGCAGGUGUGGACAACGUAGACGCCAUUUGUGCGGUCCCUGGCGUUGAUAUGCUUUUCAUCGGCCCAAAUGACCUGGCACUGUCGAUCCUGGGCUAUGUGCCCGCGAGAGGUGACGAGCCUGCCUUUGUCGACGCGAUCGAGAAGAUCGUGGCAGCGGCCCGCAGACAUGGCAAGUGGGUUGGUCGAUUAUCAAAUGACGGGGCUUCAUCCAAGGAGCAUUUGAAGGUAUUUGACACAGUAGCGAUGAGCUAUGAUAUUCGGGCGAUGCAGAACUGGUAUAGAAAUGAGCUGCAAGCGGCGAGGUUUUAG